GGCGAUUUUCCACAACCCUGUCCAGAGGGUGCUUGGCCUUCUCGGCUUGCGACAUGCCGCAGCUGCCACAAGCCGAGGAGCCAUCACUGCGGGAGUCCUUGCUGGAGCUAUGGCGCGAGGCUGUGCCGGUGGUUGCCAGCAGCACACUGAUGGUGGCGUGCAUGUUUACCAACACGCUCUGCGUGAGCCAAGUGGGGAGCCAGUCGGAGAUUGGGGGCGUCGGCCUGGGCAACAUGAUGCAGAAUUGCCUGGUGGUGCUCUGGGGCCUCGGCAUCUGCAGCGCGCAAGACACCCUGGUAGCCGCCGCCCACAGCGCCGGCAGCUCUGAGCUCUGUUGCCACUAUCUGCAGAGAUGCAGGGUGAUAUGCACCUUGCAGCUUCUCUGGAUUGUGCCCUUCUUCUGGUUCUCCGACCGCAUCUUAGCGAAAGGAGGCCAAGAUGCCAUGGUGGCCCAAGUGGCAGGCGACUACAACCGCAUCACACUCCUCGGGGUCUUCGGCAACUUUAUGUACCAAAGCAACCUCGCCUUCUUGCGCAACAAGCGCAUGCCGUGGCUCGGCAUGUGGAUCGCAGUGGUCACUAGCGCCUUGCACAUUGCCUGGGCCGUCCUCUUCAUCAUCGUCCAGGGGAUGGGGAUCCAGGGAGCAGGUUGGGCCAACGUGGUCACAUGGACGAUCCAAUUCCUGUCAUCCUCCGUGGUCAUUCUCUGCAUGAAGCGGCGAUUGGAGGGCUCAACCUGGGAGCUCUUGUUCACUUUGAAGGAGGGCUUCCAGCAAUGGAGGAGCUACUUGGAGGUGGCCGUUCCGAGCACCAUCCAGAUCUGCAGCUGCUCCUGGUUCUGGGACAUAUGCGCCAUGGUGGUGGGGUUGCUGGGCCCCGCGGCCUUGGCGGCGCAUGUGACCACCAUGAACUUCGUGAGCUUCCUGGUGCAGCCGCUGAUGGCCUUGGGCGUGGCCGUGUCCAGCGUGGUGGGGAACUGCAUCGGUGCGCGCGCGCCCAUGAGGGCGCGGCGCACGGCCUGGCGUACGGUGGGCCUGGCCUCCUUUUUGUGGACCUCUUCCGCGGUGAUCCUCGUGCUGCAGCGCGAGGCCGCGGCGCAGGCGUUGACCAAGGAUCUGGAGACCAGAGAAACCGUGGUUCUGCUCCUUUGCAUCUACUUGGUGGCCGGCUGCUUCGACAUGCCCGCGUGCAUUAUGGCAGCCGUGCUCCGGGGGUUGGCGGAGCCCAAAGUGCCGGCGGCGACCUACUUGAUUUGCUACUACCUGCUCAUGCUGCCCUUGGGGAUCGUUUUCUGCUGGCCCUUGCACCUGGGGGUCGCCGGCGUUUGGUACGCCAUGGUCGUUGGCACCUCCGUCACCUUCACCGUGAUGUUCCGCACUUUGUGGCGGGUGAACUGGACCCGCUGUGCAGACAUGGCCCAGCAACGGAUGGAGGCAGACAGCCCCAAGAGCGCGAGCACCGCGAGCACGGCGGAUUCCGAAAACAUUUCGGCCGUGGCUGAGGGGGAGAACGAGUCAAAGUUAUGAUUUGUUUGGCCGGGU
Effrenium voratum is the source of this 1541-nucleotide messenger RNA. NCBI's taxonomy places the organism in Eukaryota, Dinophyceae, Suessiales, Symbiodiniaceae. The record is from the annotation of a GenBank genome assembly.